CUUCUCAUAUUAUUUAUAUGUAUAAACAUAAAUAUUAUUCUUUAUUUUCAGAAAUAAAUAAAUUAUUUAAUAUUUGUUUUUUUUUGCCACAGGUAACUCGAAGGAAACAACUAAAUACAAAAAAUAUACAAGGUCUUCGCAGGACAUGCGACAAGACAAAGCAAAAAAAAAAAAAAAAUGUUGGUCGAUAAUCAAUUUACGAUAUAAGAUUAUUUUGCCACGAUAUGAGCAACCCUGUUAUUCAUACAAGGCAUAAAAUGUAAUAUAGUACGAUAAAAAAGAAGUACAUCGCACAUGAGAUACACAACGCAUGUAUCUCAUGUAAAUAGACCUCCAUCGCAUGCUUAAUCAGAAAUUAAAUUCGGUCAAAAAUAUGAAUUUAGAUCCCAACAAACAAGCGUUGCCCUUCUUGUAUUCUUGUGCGUCAAAUAUGGCCCAAAAACUUUCAAAAUUUUGCACUUUGGCCUUGCCAUUGAAGCCCUAUUUUUGUAGCACUUUUCCAUUUUUUUCCUUAGAUUGGAAAUGGUCUCAUAACACAAAACUCAUACUAUAGUGGAUAAUAAGUUUGAAUCAUAUUUUCCCUUUCUGUAAAUUGGAAUCAUUUUUAAUUGGAAGCGGGACACUGCAAAACGACAGCAAAACUAUCUGAUUAUCUCAUUUCGUUUUUUGUGCUGGAAACAAAAUUGGCAGGACCGAGUGGGUUUUGACUCCAAUAUUGCUUUCUUUUACCCUCUUUUCUCUUUUUUGCUUCUCAAUACUUGACUUGCCAUAAUAAAAGGAAAUCAUGAACUGAUACAAAAGGGAAGAAAGCGCCACCGAAUUAACUCGAAGCUGAAAGGCAACCCGACCCGACCCGACCCGAGAUCACAUAUCACUUACUCUGUUUCCCAUUUCAGGAGAGAAAGCAGAGAAGACAGAAUGGGCGAUGGCGAUGGCGGGGAAAGAUCAGUGGAAGGGACGCCAACUUGGGCCGUGGCCACAGUUUGCUUCUUCAUCAUACUCAUUUCCAUUGCUUUUGAGCAUCUCAUCCAUCUCAUCUCCAAGAACCUCACCAAGAAAAGGAGCAGGGCACUGCUUCGGUCAUUGGGCAAGAUCAAAUCCGAAAUGAUGCUGCUGGGUUUGAGCUCGUUGUUUCUGGCGGUAAGCGAGCGGUGGAUUGCAAGCAUCUGCAUUCCCCAUAAGCUCAGCCAAACUUUUCUUCCUUGUGGCUUCCCAACGGGUUCUAGCUCGGUGGAGGACGAGGAACUCAUAUGUGCGAAUCAGGGGAAAGUGUCAUUGCUGUCGAGGCAAGGUGUGCAGCAACUCAAUUACUUGAUGUUCGUGCUGGCUUCAUUUCAUGCCACGUCGUCCAUUCUCAUCUUCAGCUUAGGCAUGGCCAAGAUGAGCAAGUGGGAGUCAUGGGAGGCAGAGACCAAAACUCUCCACUACCUUCCUUCAAAGGAACCAAGAAGUUUCCAACUGGCUCAUCAAACUUCGUUUGGGAGGAGGCAUCUGAGCUUUUGGAGUGAACACCCGUUUCUUCGUUGGCCGACAUGCGUUUUGAGGCAGUUUGUUGGGUCGGUUACCAAAGUGGAUUAUCUCACACUCCGACAUGGAUUUAUCAUGGCCCAUUUUGAACAAGAGAUCGAUUUCCAUUUCCAAAAGUUCAUCAAAAGAGCUCUUGAAUCCGACUUCCGUGUUGUGGUCGGCAAGAGGCUAUGGAUUCUGACCUUCUCUGUGCUAUCCAUAUUCUUCAAUGCACACGACUUCCACAGUUUCCUGUGGCUUCCAUUCAUCCCACUGGUGAUGUUACUGGUGGUUGGUACCAAACUUCAAGACAUCAUCACGUCAUUGUGCUUAGAUAGCCAGGGGGAAUCCCAAGUCGUUAGAGGAACCGUGCUCGUUAGACCUAGCGAUCGCUUCUUCUGGUUCGGAUCGCCCAAAUUCCUUCUCCACCUUAUACAUUUCAUACUCUUCCAGAACUCGUUUCAGUUGGCGUUCUUCACCUGGACAACGAAAAAGUUCGGGCCACGAUCGUGCUUCCACAGAGAAACAGAGAACAUAUCGAUCAGGGUUUUGAUUGGGGUGCUGGUACACUUCCUGGGCGGCUACGUGACCCUUCCGCUCUACGCGCUGGUAACCCAGAUGGGGACGUCGAUGCGGAAGAGCGUUUUCCCGGCUGCGGUGGUGAUCGGCCUGCGGAGGUGGCGAAGGAGAGCCAGGAAGAAUCUGAAGAAAAAGAGGGUGAUUUUGACGUCGAUGUCGCCACUUGAGGACGAUUCGAUCCGGAGCUCGGAGAUCACUCUGGAGACCUUGCCGUCCUUCGAUUCUCUGGAUUCAGAGUGCCAGGAGGAUUUGGAGUCGGUUGUGAUUGAAUUGAGAAAUGAGGCCGAAGAGGAACGACGGGAGUUUGAGGAAGCUGUUGUUGUGCUGGUUUCUGGGGUCAAUGGAGCCGACGUCGCGGAGAUACCGGAAGUUUCAGGACGGGAUUUCGUAAAUGGCGAAGCUCGAUGAUUCUGGAAGUAGGUAUAGACUUAUAGUGGGUAAUUCUUCUGGGAAAAGGAAGAAAAUAAUUUUAUACUGUCUUUGUAGUUCUACUUCUGCGUUCUGCCCCUUUUCCAGGUUUGUAUUCUUUGUUUGGAAGUACACGAAAUAACAAACUAACUCAGAGCGACGUGUUUAAUCGGAAAAACUUGGGCAAUUUCGUACCACCCUGGAGCAAUAAGCUAUAAGUUAUUCU
Linum trigynum is the source of this 2719-nucleotide messenger RNA. The record is from the annotation of a GenBank genome assembly. NCBI's taxonomy places the organism in Eukaryota, Viridiplantae, Streptophyta, Magnoliopsida, Malpighiales, Linaceae.